AAGUAAACCACAAUGUUUCUUAUAAAACAGUAUUUGCAGUAUUAUCACACAAGGCGUUGUUAACAUUUUAGCCACUUGAUAAGUUCCAAUUGUGUUAUAUGCCAGACUUAAAUUUGUAAGUACAACAAAUCCACAAAAGGUCAUGGCAAUCCAUAACAUUUCUUUGAUAGCUACAUCUUUUAAACAAAAAACGUCAAAUUUUUCGCAGAUUAUUAGUCCCACAAAAGUAAUAAUAAAAUGUAUCAUAGAUAAUGUAAUGUUUGGAAAGCCUGUGUGGACAUAUAGCCAUUUAUUCAAUAGUACAAUUACAAUUGAAAACAAUAUAUUCAAUAUUAAAUAGAAUACUGUGACAACUUUUUUAUUCAUACUUUAUUCACUGUUUUUUUACUAUUAAUGUGUAACCGGUAAAGAAGCCAUAACAUGUAUUUGAAAUAUCCUAGGCGACAAAUUAGUUGUACAUUUCAUCUUAAUAUAUACGUUGUUAGACAGGAAUUAGUAGCAAUUAAUAUGUGUCUUUCUGGUUAACUUUUGUUCAUUCGUAUUUACAUAUUUUCUCUGAUCAUCAACUUAGAUAUAUUUAUUAAGAACUAUAUCAUCGCAUGCCUGAAUUUUAACCUAUAUCAACGGGUCAAAGCAGUUAAGGUUAUAACAACGAUCGAGGGCGCCAAAAUGAACCGCAUGAAGCGUGACAUAAACGUUCAAUACAUACUAAAAUUUUUAGCGGCAUUGUAAUGUAAUUUGAUAGUUAAAUUGACAUAGUGUUUAUUUUAAAAUUAAACUGGAAUAUGGAAGAAUUUCCACUUGGUUAUCGAGAAGUCGUGCCUGAUCAAACGGUACCGGAAAAAUGGAACGAAAUUACAUUAAAUACAGGGGGAAGUCAAAGUACCUUACAAGAUAUAAAAGUGCCAGAAAGAGCUGGUGGUUAUUCAUAUAAGGAUUGUUCAAAAUAUUACACUCGUAAUCGGUUUAUUUAUUGGCGUAUUUCCCAUGAUGUGCUCGAAUUGGUUGAGCACAGUUUAGAUAUUAAUUUGAUUAACUGUAGAGUGAGGUAUAAGUUUACGGACACACCAAUUUUGGAUGGUAUUUCAAUACAUGAAACAGAAAAUUCCGUUAUUAUAUUGAUAGCGACUGUUUCGAGUAUACAUAAAUUAUCGUUUCCUCAUCCUGAAAGGAUUUAUAAAAAUGAAUUAAAUACAUACAAGGAUUUGGGUGUACAAUCAAUAUUUAACGAAGCAUCUGCUCAAAAUGCGAAGAAAGCGAAAGAGGACCCGCAUAUGUUCUAUGUUAUUACAAACGCAGGAACUACAAAUUCUCCAGUGCCUCAUGCAGCCACGUCAUGGUACAUACCCCCUCAAGAAGCAUUAUUCGCACUUGCUUAUAAUUCAGGAAUUAUACUUCUUUUAAGACUAGACAUAAAAACUGGUGCUGUGCACACUAGCGAAUUAAAGGAGGAUUCUAUAGUGCCAAGAUUCCUUAGUGGUAUAGCAACUGCUUUUAGAGGGCGAAAUUCUGAAGCUCAUGUGGCUAUGUCUUUGGUAAUACAUAAUUUCGGAAAUGACACAUAUUUAUUUGCUUUGUGUCGUGAGGGUAAUAUUCGUAUGUGGUCUUGUAAUAAAGCUCAGUGUAUAGCUGUGACUGAUGCGACCAUUGAUAAUCGUGUAGCAUCUCAAGGAGACCAAGGGCAUAUGUUGAGAAAAGCGUUAGGGCUUGAUAAUGAAUUAUACUUAGGAACUUUCUUAAAAUUUAGCACUAGAUGUGAAUUUAGUAUUUUAAAACCUAUUCAAGAUAAUGGCAUAUUCAAGUUUGUAAGAUUAUGUACAAGAUUUGCACAGGAUCAACAUUUAGUUGAUUUCUCGUUCACAACUACACGAUUAUGGGCAGUAUGGAGAACUAUUGAUAUGGAUACAGUUGAAGUAACACAUGCACAAUUGUCAUUGACUGGCACAAGAGUUAACUCUGAAUGGGAAACAACAGUUCUAGAACAAACACCGGAUAGAGACUACAUCCUUAGUGAUCCUGACAUUAAUCCAAGACGGGCAUACAUUAAUUACAUUUUUCAUCCUGGACAGUUUUCUUUAACGGAUAUUACAAAGGCAUUAAAUAUUUACAGAAGAUCAAAGAAAAAUACUAAUGUUAACGUCCUUUCUAAAUCUUUCACAAUUAUCCAUGGAAGGAAUACAAAAGACAACAUUCUUUCUGCGACCGAGUUAAAAGACCGUGUUUGUAUUGCAGUAGAAGAUGAAAUACAAGCAGAAGUGAUGGAUUAUGAACUAAUGGAUGAAGAUUAUCUAGAAAUUGCAAAUCGUUGUUGGUCAAGAUUUUACUCUUGUGUAAUACAGUACCAUGCUAAUAGUGCAAGGCCUGUAGGAUUAUUAUUGAUGCCAAGCGUUUAUGGAAUUGUUUUACUUAAAAAAUCAUCAUUUUCUCUUCUAAGACCAAUGGAAGCUUUAGAAUAUUUAAUGUUUUGUAAUGAGAAGUCAUGUAUAUCUCGAUUUAAAACAACACCUGUUUUAUCGCAAGAUGACGAUAUAUGUCAAGAUCUCAUUGUAUUGAUGUCUGUAUUAGUGCUACUAGAAGAGCAGUUGUCAGAAGAAACCAAAAAUAUAAUCAAGCGAGAACUGUAUCAUCUAAAAAGCCCAGAUAGUAUUAUCGAUGAAAUGCUGUCGAAGCUGAUGCUUGAUUCAGAAGAACCUAUUAGUAAUAUCAUCAUGAACCAUCCUAGUUGCCACAGAUUGUCAAAUAUUAGGGAUCUAUCCAGUGCCAUAGCCAUGUUGUUAGAAGCUUUAACAUACGACCUUGGUCAACCGCAUAAGUUACAAUUUAACGAAGAUCACGACGCUUCGAAAAUGCUACUCAGUAUAAAUCAUUUCUUCGGUAGCCAGCUGGGGAUUUCAGCAAUAUCAAAAAGUGUAGCUCAAAUAACGCAAUUAAGAUUUUCAAUCUGUAGAAAUCUUUUGAUUUUGCAACAAAUGAUACUGUUACGCCCGGAAUUAUUUGAUUCACGGUCGUUGCACUCUAUCAAAUCAUCUUUAGCACCGAGAACAAUUGUAUUAACGCAAGCAUAUAAUGUUGUAUUAUGGAUAUGUGAAUCUACACCAUUACCAGCGCCGGCGCAAUCAUUGUUGGAUUCUAGUAUUCAGCGCUUAGCGUUGCUGAAGCUCGUUGAUUCAAGAGCAAACGUGGGAUUUAGACAACAUCGAUCUUUAUCAUUGUUAGAAUUAUUUAUACAGAGCAGUGGUGCAAAAUAUGCUCAUAAUUUGAUAGCUCACACAAAUUUAGAUGCGACUACUUUAAUACCAUGGCAUUACGGAAUGUUGACACACAUCACGCUUAUCGCACAACUGGUAUGGCCAAGGUCGGGCAAUUUUAUUUUUCCAGAAUGGCUUUUAUCCAGUUGUCAAUUUUUGCUCGUACAAGAGUAUGUCAGACUUCUGAACACAUGGUGUGAAUGGAAUAGCGCGUCGAGAAAAUUUAUAUUGGCGGUCGCGUUGUUGGAAAUGGGAGAAGCACAUAAAGCUUGCGAUCAUUUCCUUCGAGCAUCUGGAGGAAUUUUAACCGAUGAAUUCUUGGCUGACACUUUACUCGAGACCAGUGUAUUAUCAGAAAAUAAUUCUUUAAUUCAGUAUUAUUUAAAAGUCAUUAAACUUUUCGAAGAGCAUACUGCUGCCGAUUGUAUUAUAGAACUUGCCGAAACAGCUAUACUAAUGGCUGAUAAAGAUGAUCCCAAUUUACCAACGCUUCAUUCUAUAGUGUUCACUCAACAUUUGAACUUGGGUCAUCAUACCAAGGCGUACAAUUGUUUAAACUCAAAUCCAGAUGCUGCACGUAAAGUGGACUGUUUAAGACAGCUAGUAGUAACUCUGUUUGAGAGACGAAAACUUAUAGACUUAAUUUCAUUUCCAUAUGUGGAUAUGUACGAAGACCUCGAAAGAAUUGUAGAAGGUAGAGCCAGAAGUGUGGAUCUCAUGGAGAAUAACUACUAUAAUUUCUUAUAUAGUUUUCACAUAAACAAGGGUAACAUGCGUAAAGCUGCUUCUGUCAUGUAUGAGCAAGCUAUGCGUUUAAGUCAAGAAUCACAAUCUGUUCCAAUUGUAUCGAGGCAAGCUCAAUGUUUAUUAGCAUGCAUUAAUGCGUUAUACCUUGUAUCCGAUAAGUACAGGUGGAUAGUUAGACCUGUAAUAGAUCAUAACUUUCCGGAAAAAUUGAAUCAUUUUGAUCGACAAUCGAGAGGGAAUAUCACCAACGAGGAUAUUUUAUCUUAUAAAAUAAAAAGACAAAUAGAAGUUCUUGAAUUGGACGAUAUUAAGAAAGAAUACUACGUAGUGGAUGCCAGAUUAAAAAUAUCGAAAAUUAAUUCAGAUUUACAGAUCGUUGCACAUGCUGACCCUUCGGAACUUAUUAUUAUAUUAUCAACCAUUGGUUUAUAUACAACAGCAUUACAUUUGUGCGACGAAUUUAAAAUUAAUAAAAGUUCUGUACUUGAAAGCCUGACUUCUCAGUGCAUUCGACUUCUUCAAUUAAGUCGAAGGGAAGAUUCAAAUACCUGGGAUUGGUUAAUACAAAAUGAUAUAUUUGAUAUUGGUCUCUCAAAUACGAACAGUACAAAUACUGCUUGGAGGUUAUUAGAAUAUCUAACGUUAAAGCAUGAAAAAGAUAGAUGCAGCGAGUUGCAUAAGGCAGUUUCUGGCAAGUUACUGAAGGAAGGGGCAUUUAUACCUCAGUGGUUGUUAAUUUCAUAUAAAAAACGGAAUGCUGCAGAACUCCUUCGUCUAAUGCUGAAUAGUGGAAGAAUAAUAGAAGCCAGUGAUUUAGCGGUAGAAUAUAUUAAUGCAAUCUUGGGAGAUGGCAAAGAACAUUUUGGCCUCGAAACAUUCUUAACCUCUGUAUCUCCAGCAGUUUGGUUGCCAUUUAAUACAUUAGAAGUACUUUUACAUGAAUUAGAAGAAGCUAGUAAAGAAAACAGCAUUUUCUCUGAGGCCUAUCAAAAAUUACUACAAGCAUUAAAUGUGUACGAGCAAAAAGUAACAAACGUGUCGAAAAAUAUGAUCGAAAUGAAAUCAAGCAUCAAGAAUUGCUAACAAAUCAAGGAAGCUUUGCGUGUCAAGCUUUGCAGAUUGAACUCCAUUUGUGAACCAGUCCCCUAUAAUGUAAAUAUUUUGGUGUACUGUUCCAGUCUAUCAUUACUAUUAUGUGUAUUCAAAACUUUUAACACAGAUUUAAUAAGAAAAGUAGAUUUGAUUUGUUGUAAUCAUUUUGUAAUAGAAGUUUCUGAUACCCAAUUUUUCGAAAACUACAUUUGUACAAUUAUUUUUAAACUAGAACAAUGUUAAUUCCUGUUUCGCAUGUAUCCAGCUUUAUUAGGAUACAUAUGGGGACAACGAAUUACUAGAUGUAUAUCGUGAAUUUAUUAUCGAAUUAAUUUUAUUCAGUUUUAUGGAAUUAUUAGUGAUAAAUAUGUUAGAAUAGUUGUUAUAAUAUUUUCAUAUGUGUAAUGAAACUUUCUUUAUCAUGGUACUUCCGUUGUUUCGCAAACCCUAUAAAAUUUAAUUUUCUUUUGUUAAUAUAUUGUAGUAUCAUAUAAUCUUGCUAAGUUAUUAAAACAUUUACAUAAACAAUUGUGUAUCUGUCGUACAAUAAAAUAUUUUGGUACUAUUUA
This is a messenger RNA of Nomia melanderi (Alkali bee), 5656 nucleotides long. It is a transcript of the gene Nup160, whose product is annotated as nuclear pore complex protein Nup160. Gene Ontology annotation, molecular function: structural constituent of nuclear pore. The record is from RefSeq and is a predicted model, not a curated record. Lineage: Eukaryota; Metazoa; Arthropoda; Insecta; Hymenoptera; Halictidae. Gene Ontology annotation, cellular component: nuclear pore.